AUGUCUCUCCUAAUGCAUUUCAAACUCAACACCGGGAACUCUAUCCCCGCCAUUGGGCUUGGAACCUGGCGUGCUGAAUCAGGUCAAGUCGGCGAGGCAGUAAAGCAUGCAUUGAAAAGCGGGUAUCGUCAUAUCGACUGUGCGUUGAUUUAUCAGAAUGAAAAAGAGGUUGGAGAAGCGGUUAAGGCUUCAGGGGUACCCCGAGAAGAUAUUUUCAUUACCAGCAAAGUCUGGAAUACGUAUCAAACCGACGUGGCUACUGGACUGGCGCAGACACUGAAGGAUCUACAAACUGACUACGUAGAUCUAUAUUUGAUCCACUGGCCAGUCCGCCUCGUCCCGAACGAAACAUCCGCGCUCUUCCCCCUGAACCCCGAUGGAACGCGUGCCGUCGACCGCUCGUGGAACCAACAAGAGACAUGGCGGCAGAUGGAGGCUGUGUACGGAUCUGGAAAAGCCAAGGCCAUUGGCGUAUCCAACUGGAGUGUCCCGUAUCUCCAGCAUCUCGAGAAAACAUGGACGGUUGUCCCGGCCGUGAAUCAGGUUGAGCUGCACCCGUACUGCCCGCAGCACGCAUUGAAGAAAUGGUGCGCGGAUCGUGGGAUACUGCUCGAAGCGUAUUGUCCUUUGGGAUCAAACGACUCCCCACUCCUCCGUGAUGAGGAAGUAAAGGCUAUCGCCGAUAAGCAUAACGUACCUGCCGCCACAGUUCUGAUUUCAUAUCAAGUGAAUCGAGGUUGCAUAGUUCUCCCGAAAUCCGUCACGCCAGCACGCAUUGAGCAGAAUCUCAAGGUGAUCACGUUGCCGCAAGAGGAUAUGGAGGUCCUGGAUGGUAUGGCUGCGAAGGGGAAGCAGCAACGUGUUAACACACCUUUGUUUGGACAUGACUUGGUUAGUAUUUUCUAUCUUUGGGGUUCUCGA
Talaromyces rugulosus is the source of this 921-nucleotide messenger RNA. RefSeq lists its product as uncharacterized. The annotation marks the transcript as partial. The transcript is spliced from 6 exons. NCBI's taxonomy places the organism in Eukaryota, Fungi, Ascomycota, Eurotiomycetes, Eurotiales, Trichocomaceae. Gene Ontology annotation, cellular component: cytosol. The record is from RefSeq and is a predicted model, not a curated record. Gene Ontology annotation, molecular function: aldose reductase (NADPH) activity.